UAUCAGAUCAGACCUGCUGAUUUCAGGAUCACACUCGCAGUAAUGAUGGAACCGAACCUGAUAAAGCACGCAGAGACGACCCGGCUCUACUGCAUGAACGCCGGCCAUCACCUGCAGCUUCUCCCUGAGGGUUCAGUGAAAGGAAGCCGAGAGGAGCACGACCGUUACAAUGUGCUGCGGAUUAAAGCCGUGAGUGCUGGAGUGGUGGUCAUCGAGGGAACAGAAACCAAACGGUUCCUCUCGAUGAGUGAGAACGGCAUGCUGUACACAUCACAGUCAGUAACAGAUGAAAGUUACUUCCUGGAGAAGUUAGAGGAGAACCACUACAACACGUACAAGUCCCAAAAGUACGGCCCAGACUGGUAUGUAGGAAUCAAAAAGAACGGAAAACCAAAGCAAGCCACGAAGACGCAUGUUGGACAAAAGGCUGUUUUCUUUCUGCCUCGGCAGGUGGCUGAAGGAAGAGACUGAAAUAUGCUGUAACAGAUGUUUUUCUGUUAACUUUAUUCAGCAAGAGACACGUCAGUGUCACACGUGGAAACACUGCAUUUUUUCAUCUUUUUUUCUAUCAAACUAAACAAUGAAUCCUGACUGUAUAUAGAGCUGGUCUUUAAAAAGUCAUUACAUUUUUUAUCUAAUAUUGCAUUAGGAAUGAUGUUCAGCAAUAAGAGUGGUGGGUGGGUGGGUUUGUUUGUGUGUGUGUGUGUGGGUGUGUGUGUGGGUGUGUGUGUGGGUGUGGG
Messenger RNA from Silurus meridionalis, 740 nucleotides. It is a transcript of the gene fgf1a, whose product is annotated as fibroblast growth factor 1a. Bases 43 to 471 code for a protein of 142 amino acids. Gene Ontology annotation, biological process: fibroblast growth factor receptor signaling pathway; regulation of cell migration; positive regulation of gene expression. NCBI's taxonomy places the organism in Eukaryota, Metazoa, Chordata, Actinopteri, Siluriformes, Siluridae. The transcript has 3 exons. Gene Ontology annotation, cellular component: cytoplasm. Gene Ontology annotation, molecular function: fibroblast growth factor receptor binding; growth factor activity. The record is from RefSeq and is a predicted model, not a curated record.